Molecule: messenger RNA, 3593 nt
Organism: Toxotes jaculatrix (banded archerfish)
Lineage: Eukaryota; Metazoa; Chordata; Actinopteri; Toxotidae
Gene: ptpn1
Product: protein tyrosine phosphatase non-receptor type 1
Exons: 9
Coding region: 69-1694 (541 amino acids)
Biological process (GO): protein dephosphorylation
Molecular function (GO): protein tyrosine phosphatase activity
Source: RefSeq, a predicted model, not a curated record
UUUUCACACAAACCCGGGUCUGAAAAGCACUUUAAAAUCCUGUUUUACACCCAGAGAGCUGCAGCUAAAUGUUAUCUCUGUUUAAAACAAAAAGAAAAAGAAAGAAAAAAAAAAGAAAAAGAAAAUUUGUCGUAAUUUUUUUUUUUCACCCAAGGACGGUAGGUCCUCGGUGUAGGAGGAGCCAGCGGCGUGUUUCCGCUCAGAGCAGGCCGACAGAGGUAACAGCCGUGCGUAGAAAUUACCGAAGAGUGGCGGAACAGUUGUGCGACACCGAGGGACACUGUCGGGCUACGGUUCGUUUGAUCGCCGGGGAGCUUCGGUUGUCCACGUCGGGGGACGAAGACGAAGAGGAAGGAGAAGGAGUGGCAGCUGGACUGUCAGCAAUGGAAGCCGAGUUUCGGGAAAUCGAUGAAAGCGGGAGCUGGAACGACGUUUACCAGGAGAUUCGUCAGCAGUCACGAGAACUCCCCUGCAAGGUUGCCAAAUUACCCGAAAACAAGACUCGGAAUCGUUACAGAGAUGUUAGCCCAUUUGACCACAGCAGAAUACGUCUGCAGCUGGAUACGAAUGACUACAUUAAUGCCAGCCUAAUAACAGUAGAGGAGGCACAGAGGAACUAUAUCCUCACUCAGGGACCCCUUCCAAAUACAUGUGGCCACUUCUGGGAGAUGGUGUGGGAGCAGAAGACCCGUGGUGUGGUGAUGCUGAACCGAGUCAUAGAGAAAGGAUCUAUUAAAUGUGCCCAGUAUUGGCCACACAGAGAAGAGAGAGAUGCUGUCUUUGAAGAUACCAAUUUCAAGCUCACUCUUGUGUCAGAAGACAUCAAAUCUUACUACACAGUCCGUCAGCUGGAGCUGGAGAAUCUGUCUACUCAAGAGACUCGUGAGAUUUUACAUUUUCACUACACCACCUGGCCUGACUUUGGGGUGCCAGAGUCUCCUGCCUCCUUCCUUAACUUCCUGUUCAAGGUGCGAGAGUCAGGGUGCCUGAAUUCGGACCAGGGGCCGGUGGUGGUGCACUGCAGCGCUGGCAUCGGCCGCUCUGGCACCUUUUGUCUUGUGGACACCUGUCUCUUAUUGAUGUCCAUCCGUAAGGACCCGUCUUCAGUGCGUAUUCGUGAUGUGCUGCUGGAGAUGCGACGCUAUCGAAUGGGCUUGAUUCAGACAGCAGAUCAGCUUCGCUUCUCCUACCUUGCUGUAAAUGAAGGUGCCAGGUACAUCAAGGGAGAUACAUCUCUGCAGGAGUCAUGGAAGGAGCUCUCGAACGAGGAGGAUGAUCCUCCGGAGUUCACGCCUCCUCCUCCUCUUCCUCCUCCCAGAGACCCUCUCAACGGCAAAGUUGAGCCAUCGUUCUUCCCUGAAAAUGAUGAGACCAUCCGACGCAUGGAGUCCUGGAGUCUGGGGUCCUCACAAGAUUCGGAGCUGCGAAAGAGGAACAUCGCCGCCUCCCAGCCUCCUCCUGAUGGUGGUGAUCUGCUCGACGGCCACGUGGGAACCCAAGAUCUUACCUCCAAAGCUCCAACCAAAUCCCAGCAGCAGCACGAGGCCAAGGAGCAGGAGCCAGCCGAGGCAGCAGAGCCGCUGAAGGAAGGCUCCCCCGUGCCGGGGACUUGGUCCCCUCUUCUAGCCAACGUGUGCCUGUGCACGGCGCUGGCUCUCAGUGCUUAUGUCUGUUAUCGAGCCUAUUUCCACUGAUGUCUGUCUUUCCUCCUCCUUUUCGUUUCCUCCCUGUCUCUCCACUGAUGUUGCAAAGUGGACUACGCUGGCCAGUCAGCCUGCUUUGACUCUGGGUUUACUCUGCGAGUGAGUGGAUUGUUUGGACUUCAGCAGAUUCAGGUUCACUCGUUUCAUUUUACAAAUGCAGUGUGAGGGGUUGGCUGGUUGGGAAUAACUCCUGCCUGUCCUUAUCACCCACCCAAACAUUCUUUCAUCAUGUCAUCUUGGAUGCUCAGGGCCUCAGUUUUUCAGGUGUCACAUCCCAAAUACGUGUGCCGACUUAAACACAGACUCAACAGUAUAAUAAUACAUAUCGUGGUCAGUAGGGGAGAAGGGUUUGUUUUAGCUCCCCUGUUCCAUGAACCAGGAUGAAUGGCCUGUCAGCCCAUUUUACACGUCUCCUCUCUUAUUUACCAAAUGACACUUGUAUGAGUUCUUCCAUUUCAUCUCUUGCUAAUGUGUCCGUUGUAAUUUCACAUUUUCUUUCUUUUGCUCACACAAACAUCCAGAUCUUUGACCAGCCUGUCUGAAAAUAUGCCAGUAAGGGAGACAGUUUUGUUUUGUUUUUUUUUUUGUUUUUUUAAUUUGUGCUUUUAUUUUGGGUCAAUAUUAAACCCAACAGCAAGGUGACGUAUGUGAAAGUAAGAGGGCAGGAAUCCUGUGCCCUCUAGAUAAGAGCUGCAUGCUGGGGGUGGGCACUGAAUUGUUAUCUGUCCUCACUGGUGGCCUGUGUAGGACUGCAGAAGGCAUGCUGGUUGAGUCCAUACAGUAUGUGUGUUUGUGCGUGUUUGUGUACGUAUAUUUGUGCGAGUGGUAGUUAUUGGAGCUUUCUACUGAUGCUUGAGUUAAAUCUACUCAGUGAGGAAUAUUAAUAUAACAUUUACAGUACGUUAAAUGUGAGAUGUGUGGACUAGGUUGCCUCCGGGUGACUGAUUCCCCCCUGUGUUUCCUCUCCCUGGGAGCUCAACAGUGAUACAGAAAAGUCUUUUUUAAAAACAAAAUGGCGCAGGAACAGGGUGAUAUGUGACUCUUUCCAUUUGUCUAGCAUUCUCAAAUUGACAAUGAGGUAAUAUUGGGAUUGGGAUCAGGUUGUAACACCUGGCUUUUGUUUGUUUGGGAGAACAACUUUUUAGUCACAGUGGAUAAAAACGUGUGGAGGCUUUUCAUGCCAACAGGAUGUGUAAUAUUACCUGAAAGCAGCUGAUACAUGUUGUAAAGUAACUGAAUGUGUGUUCAGUCAGUGGAGCUGCGCCAGCUUAAGGAACGGAGACACAACGUAGAUAGCAUCAACUCUUUUUCUCCAGCAAUACAAAUUCUUAAUAAUGUGUCACCCUUUAACAAACUCUUUGAGUUUUACAGGUAACCAAGGAUUUUGAACAAACCAAAAACCAAACACCAGCACAGGGACGAAAACAAUACACUGUAGUAGUGAUCCGUUGUAUCAUGGCGUGGCCCUGAGCUGGCAAUGUUUUUUUUUGUAUGAUUGUUUUUUUUUUUUUUUUUUUUUUUUAGCAUGCUGCAUUUGUGAAUCAACAGGUUUAUCCUAAAAAGAGAUUAGUUAAGCUGCUAGCGUUCAGUUUACCUUUGUGACUCGACAAAGUUCAGUACUUGAGUCCGACAGCUGUACCUUCCUGUAGAAUGUAUUAAUGUCCUGUACAAGGACUCACCCAUAUUAGAUAUAUAUUCUUUUUUUUUUUCAAAUCAGGUUUCAGUGUGCUGAGUUUUUUUUUCUGCUUCAGUGAGGGAUUAAAUCUCAGCACCUGUGCAGACAUUGCACCAGGUUUUCCUGUUUUUCUAUACUUAUGCUGAGCUCGAAAACAUGUAUUUUUUUAUUUACAUUUGUUGUUUUCCUUUUUAAAUAAAAAAAGGUCUACUGUU